UUCUCUUGCUAAUCCUGACCUUGAAACAGGUAUGAGAAGGUUUUACCUGGGAUAGACAUAUUUGUGUGCACUGCGAACCCCAUUAUUGAACCACCAACUAUAUAUAUGGUCAUCAACACAGUUCUCUCAGUCAUGGCUUACGACUAUCUGCCCAAGAAGCUGGGCGUCUAUCUAUCCGAUGAUGGUGGGUCAUGUCUAACAUUUUAUGCUCUCCUAGAGGUCUCUCAGUUCUCAAAGAUAUGGCUACCAUUUUGCAAGAAAUUCAAAGUUGAACCCAGAUGCCCAGAAGCUUAUUUUACCUCUACUCCUGAACCGCAUCAUGAUGAUCCUCUAAUGGUUGAGGAAUGGUCAUCCAUCAAGAAAUUAUAUGAAGAUAUGAGGAACCGGAUAGAAUCUACUAUGAAGGUGGGCCAAAUUUCAGAAGAAAUACGCAAACAACACAAAGGAUUUGGAGAGUGGGACUUGGUUUCCGAUCCACGGAAUCAUCAAACCAUUCUUCAAGUACUUCUUACCGUCUUUUAUGCUUUACAAGCCUGGGAAUGCAUUGAUGAGAUGCUUGUUGCAGAAAUAGUGGACAUUCUUCUUGAUGUUGCCGUCUACAUAGAAACUUAUUCUUUGAAGGGUGUCACUGUUUUGGGUUCGUUCGCUGAGUAG
Molecule: messenger RNA, 654 nt
Organism: Vitis vinifera (wine grape)
Lineage: Eukaryota; Viridiplantae; Streptophyta; Magnoliopsida; Vitales; Vitaceae
Product: cellulose synthase-like protein E6
Exons: 3
Coding region: 106-654 (182 amino acids)
Biological process (GO): plant-type primary cell wall biogenesis; cellulose biosynthetic process
Cellular component (GO): plasma membrane; trans-Golgi network
Molecular function (GO): mannan synthase activity; cellulose synthase (UDP-forming) activity
Source: RefSeq, a predicted model, not a curated record